Messenger RNA from Micromonas commoda, 2508 nucleotides. Its product is annotated as major facilitator superfamily. Gene Ontology annotation, molecular function: transmembrane transporter activity. The record is from RefSeq and is a predicted model, not a curated record. Bases 1 to 2508 code for a protein of 835 amino acids. Lineage: Eukaryota; Viridiplantae; Chlorophyta; Mamiellophyceae; Mamiellales; Mamiellaceae. The transcript has a single exon.
AUGCAGUACGUUGGCUCGCCGCAGACCACGUUCCGGUUCGGGUCCACCCCGACCCGGUCCAUGUCCAUCUCCUCGCUGGCGUCCAUGGCGGAGAGCGCCGAGGAGCCCGAGGACGGCGACCACGGCGAGACCGCCGCGCACUACUUCAGCCGAAGGUUCAGCGUCGGGUCGUUCCACCAGAGGCGUCGUUCGGGGUCCGUGCAGUCGCUCUCGUCCAUGGACGGCGCCCGCGCGGGCAGCGUGGGGAACAGCCUGAGCAUCCUCGGGUCCAGCGCGGAGGGACACCACAGGGCCCGGCCCCCGCGCCCGGGCCGCGCCCAAUCCGCGCGAGGCGGGAUGCUCAGCGAGAGCCUCGGCCGGCAGCACUCCAGCCGGAGCGUCUCGCAGUCGCCCACGUCGUCUAACCCCACGUCCCCGCAUCACUCCAACGUCAACCUCCCGCACGUCGCCGGCCACCCCCGCGCGGCGCCCUUCGAGCGGCGGUCGUCCUUGGGACGCGCGGGGUACUCGCCGGAGACUCGAGUCGUGGGUUUCGGCGCGGGAUCGACGAUUACAACGUCCCCGGGCCGGUCGCUUAACGCGGAGGAGGCGGAGACGACGCGGGCGCAGCGGGCGUACCUCGGCGCGUCCGACGACGGGGACGGGGACGGGGACGGGGACGGGGACGAAGAGUCGGCACCCGGGUCCCACGGCGGAGGAGGAAGGGGAAAGGGAAAGAGAGCGCGGGGAGGGGACGACGUGAACUCCGUACAUUCCGACGCCGAAGCGACGGACUCGCCGAUGAACGACGACGCGUACGAGACGGCGUCGGACUUUUUCCCGCAGCCGAGCGUCAAAUCCGCGGGCGCCUUGGUGUCGCUGCUGCACUGCGUGUCGUUCACCAGCGCGCUGAUCAUCGCCGCGCCGCUCCCGCUUCUGCCGCGAGCCGUGGACCACCUCGGGUACGGGCCCGGGUGGACGGGCGCGAUCUUCGGCGCCUUCGCGGUGGGCACCGUGGCCGCGACCAAGGCGUUCAACAGCUUCACCAACGCCGACGGCGGGCGCGCGGCGCUGAUGAUCGUCGGCCUCUUCCUGCAGGGCGCCGCGGGGAUGCUCUUCGGGGUGGCCGGGGAGCUGGGUUUCUCGGACCCCGCCGACGUCUUGUGCAUGUUCUUCGCGUGCAGAGCGUUGGUGGGCGUCGGGGUGGCGACGACGCACCUCGCGGUGUACGCCGCCAUCAACGGGAGCAUGGGAUCCGACCCGGCGCGGUUGAAGCGGACGCUCAAGGUGAACGAGUUGUUCGUGGCGUUGGGGUUCGCGGCGGCCGGGCCGUUGGUGUCGUGGCUAUCAAUCGUCGGAGACUCGUAUGACGCCGGAGCAUCCGGAGCAUCCGGAGACUCGAACAACACCGGAGCAUCCGCCGCCGGCUCGGGAACGACUCUCGGCGGGAACAACCCCAACGGGAGCGCGACGUACCUCGGCAUGGGCGGGUUCAGGCUUCCGUUCCAGGUGACGGGUUUUUUGGUGCUGGGUAACGCGGUGUGGCUGGCGGGGGACCCCGGGUGCCUCGCCGCGGGCACCAGGCGCGAGUGGCUGGACGCGCUCUUGGACGAGGAAUUCGAGAGCGUCGAGGCUCGAGCCGCGGAGCUCAGCGCAGACAGGGCGGAGCGGGGCGAGGGGGGUGCCGAUGGGGGUGCCGAGUCGAUCGGACGACGCGACGGCGGCGGCGGGAGGGACGCCGGGACGGAAGUCUCGACGGAGAACGCGGUGACGUCGCGGCGCCGACUCCUCGGCUCUCCUCGACUCGUCGCCGUCGGCGGCGCCCUAUUCCUCGCGUGCGUCGCCUUCGGCUUCGUCCAGCCGAUGCUCUCGCUGUACCUCGUGGACCACCGGGGGUUCGACGCGAUGGAGAACGGAUGGGCACAGUUCGCCGUGGCGGGCGGGUACUUGGUCGGCCUCCUCGCCGCCGACGUCGAGCGCGAGCGCGAUUGGAUCUCCGCCGAGACGCUAACCGCGGCGGGCGUCUUCGUCGCCGGAUGUUCCGUCGCGGCAAUCGGCGCGGCGGACGCCCUCUCCGACGUGACGCUCUUCGUGACGCUCGCCGUCUUUGGCGUCGCGAACGCGCACGUUCUCGCGCCCGCGCUCGAGGGGAUGAAACGGGCUGCGUCCGACGCGAUGGGUCCCGGCGCCGCCGUCACCGAGGGCGCGGUUCGGCUGUACAACGUGUUCCAGGACGCCGGACAGGUGUUGGGGCCGUUGGUGGGGGGUUUGGCGUGCGCGGGCGCGGGGUUCGAGGGGGCGGCGGGAGUGCUGGGCGCGGCGGUGUGCCUCUACGGCGUGCUCGCGUUGAGCUACGCGGCGUCGCGGGCUCGGCCGGCGUCGCUGGACGGGGGCCCGGCGGGAGUCGGUCCCGUAACGGCUGUAACGGCGAGCCGGCGGCUUCCCCGGCCCGCAAAGUCGGAUGCUUCCCUCGACGAGCGCCUGCUCGGGUACGACUACGACGGGAGCGCGGAGUCGAGCAUGAGCUAA